Molecule: messenger RNA, 5076 nt
Organism: Symbiodinium natans
Lineage: Eukaryota; Dinophyceae; Suessiales; Symbiodiniaceae
Source: the annotation of a GenBank genome assembly
AUGGAGAUCCGUGUUGUAGAGUGGUUGCCGGGCUGCAGGAACAUGAUGCACGUCACGCCUGAUUGCAUCAGCAUAUACAUGUGUGGUAUCUUUGCCGAUAGCAUGUCAGAUCAAAAGUGGCAUCGAUAUCCCCGAGCUCGGGUCAGGCCCGACGGCACUAGGAGGCGCACCCGCAAUGAACUGGCUGCCCGCAGUGCUCGCCGCAAUGCCCCUGGCAAUCAAAGGGAAAGAGCCGACACUGCGGCCCCCCGUGCUCAGGAGAUGAAUCAGCAGCCCUGGCGACAAGCGGCCGAUCGCGAGAGCCGACAGCCACACUGGCAGAAUGCGCGGGGAGCCGACGCUCGGCCCCGGGAUCAACAUCAGGACUGGUACUACGACGAGGAGGACGAAGAUGAUGAGGACUACCAGUUUGACACCAGUGACCGGCACGAAGUGCAUGCGACGGAAGACGAAGAGGGCUACCUCAAGAUCUGGUGGCAGGGAGAAUGGUGGUUCCGGCAGAAACCGCCAGACCCACCGGCAUCGCCAAAGAAGAGACAGCAGGCUAGCAGCUCGAGCGAGCAAAGGAGGCCUACCACUGAGGGAGCCGUUCCCCCGGCCCCUGCCCAGCAUGUCUCCGAGGGCCUCAAGCAAUUCGUCCCCCCUGCCCGAGACAGUGUGCCUCCACAAUCCUUGAGAGCCGUGCGUGAGAAGUGGAACCUGCUGGCCAUCAUCGAAGAUGACAUCAAUGUCCUGCGCAAAAAGAAGGUCGCCCUCAUGUUCAAAACUUUCUUCGAAAUGGGGCACUUCGUCAAGCAUCAUGACGACUUCCACCACUCGGAGUCCCUGAAGAUCAUCCCGGCCGCAGGCAACUGGAACCUUGCGUUUGCCAUGUGCCUGAUUUCCAGAGACAAGCUCCACUACGCGAACCACUCCACCUUCGGCACAGCUGUGGAAUGCUGGUUAUGGAGCCUGUCCAAAGAUGCGGACUUCGAGCCCAUCCUCACCCAGUUCGCCGGCAUGCUGCACAGCGUCAUCGCACUGUUUGAGGGAGUCCCCAUGUCGCUGCAUGAACAAAUCCAUUGGUUCGAUAGUCAUCAAGACCUGGCAAUCAAAUUCGACUACUACUUCCCCACCGAGCAGCUGAAGGAUGAUGAGCAAAUUGUCCGUGUGGCAAUUCAGGACCAAACCAGCCAGGACAGCAGAGAUGAUGACAUGCCGGACAGGACCUCCAAGCACAGGGGAAACACGGCUCCUGCAACCAGGACUGCCGAGCUGGCUUCGUCUGAUGCCUAUGUGGAGAUGGAGGUUGACUACCCAACGGGGCAAACGCCACCAAAUCAAUCUGGCAGCAUCCCCCACUCCCCGCGCAGGGUCGAGAGAUAUAACAUCUACACGGAGACGACCUACGCCAGUAGUGAUGGCACCUCUCUGCCCAUGCCAGCACGCGAUUCGGCCCCCCUUGGGGAGCCGACGAAGCUCUACUGGAAACUGGAUCAGUCUCUCUCCAAAAGACUGUCAGUUGUUCUGAGGCACGACUCUGAAGACUUCGGCUUGACGUUCGACGAGGCAGGGUGGACCAAGGUGUCAGACCUUUUACGUACCUCCAUCAUGAAGGAGAAGGGGGCAACCCUCAACUACAUCCGCUCGGUGGUCUACUGGAACGACAAGCAACGCUUCGCGCUCGAAUGGCGAGGUGCCGAUCUCUACAUCAGGGCGGUUCAAGGUCACUCCAAGAAAGGAAUACGUGAUGAAGCGGUCAUGCGGCCCCUUGGGGAUGCCGAGUUGCCGGAGCACGUCCUCCAUGCAACCAACUGGGACUUCUACGGCUCGAUCUUGGCGAAGGGCAUCAUCACGGGAGGCCUCUCCCAGUCCCGGACACACAUUCAUUGCGUGUCAGUAGACAAAAGUGAAUAUCGGAAUUACCCCGCGCAUUGUGACAUCGCAAUCAUAAUCUCCCCGAAAGAAUCGGGGGCCGUCUGGUUCCGUUCAAUGAACGGCUACUAUUUAACCCGGGGUGCCGAUGGCAAGCUGGCCCCGCAUUGUAUAAAGGCCGUCAGGAUCCUGGCAUCGGGAGAAGAAGUUUUUGGCUCAGAGGGGCCACCGGCUGCUGACCUCGUCAUGCAAGCCAUCGUUCGGACUAUGAUCGACGAGAUGUCCCAGACGCACAUCACCGAGCCGCGCUGGUCCCAAGUCCAGCGGCUGGGCCCCAAGCUUUCGAAGUCUCUUCUGGAUGUGGAUCCUUAUCCUUUGUGGCAAUACGUAAUCACCACAACAGCAUCGGGUGGAUCGCCAAGAGAUCGCUGCGACGAGCUCGCGCACGAGCCUAUGCCACAGGCGGCCUGGCAAGAACUCAUGUCAUGGUUAAGUGAGAAACCAGAUGACUUUGACAUUGUGUUCGUGCAGGAAACACACUGGAAACAGGAGGGGUGCCGCACCUUCUCGUCCGGCCCCUGGUUCGUCGUCUCCUCAGGGGCUACAGGCAAAGACAAAUGCUCAGGAGUUGCCACUCUGAUCCAUCAGAAUAUCUGCAAGCAAGAUAAUGUUAGCUACAGGGUUAUUAGGCAAGGCAGAGUACUCUCGGUUCGACUACAUCACCAACAGAACGGCUCCGAUCUUCUGAAUGUCUACCAGCAUGUGUGGAGGACAAACAUUGACAAAGCCGAGAACCUGAAAGCUCGGGCCUCAAUCUGGGAUGCGAUACGGUCUAGCAUCAUGAAGAGUCCACAAAGGAACGACUUGAUUAUUGCGGGAGACUUCAACUGCUCCAUCAAAACCUCGAGGGGAUUGAUAGGUAGUGCCGUGGUUGCCAAAGUAGAGGGAUCGCCUGACGAAGAUGACUUUCUCGGAAUACUCCAGGACUUCGGCCUCACUCUCCUCAAUACGUGGAACUGCACUCCGGCACAUACGCAAUGCAUCCAAGACUCCAUUGCACAAGCAGAUGACCGGGCUAAGAAGUUAAAGCACCUCAUCGACGCGGAUAUUCAGAAGCUGGACCCUGACUUGCAUCUUCACAGCUUCACGCGGCAGGUGGAUGAGAUCAUGAAAGAACACAUGCAAACCGUCUACCCUCCAGAACCUGCAGUUGACAACCGCGUUUCGCAAAAUCCGCAGUUUAAGCACACCGCGAAAGAGAUGUGGGCUAAGUACAGGGAAUGGAAAUCCACCAAAGCGAACAGCUUAAUCGAAACUCUCCGGAAAUGGAAAAAGUACACUGAGUUUCGCGUGGCCUCUAAAGCGAUGAAACAAACUGCCAAGAAAAUUAAACGUGAAAAGCUGCAGGCUGUCGCCGAGGACCUACAAGCAGCUGCCGCUAAGGGCGAUCAAAGGAAAGUGUGGAUGAGCGCUAGAAAAUUAGCCAAGGACCUCGUUUGGGCCCUAGGAAAACUACCUUUUCGCAAAGGGGUGCCGAAGCUGUCGGCCCCGGCAGCAGUUUGGAGAUUGUGCCGUGACCAGGUUAAAUGCGCAGGAGGCAUAUGCUUCUCCCUUGACCUUGAGGGGGCGUUCGACAAUGUACCUCGCACUGCCCUUGCCACUAGCCUGAGACGACUAGGGGUCUCCGAAACGCUGGUGCAACUACUUAUGCAGUUCCAUUUUGAGGCAAGGUAUCACUGCUCAGUUGGCGUUCAUGAGGACCACGUCACGACCACACGGGGCAUCAAACAAGGCUGUACGGUCGCGCCGUAUUUGUUUGUGGCACACACAAUUGCUAUCAUUGACACACUAGCGGAGCGCCUAGGCUGGGACUGGGUAACGCAGCUGUUCACUUUUUACGCCGACGACGCCUUAGCCGCAUGGACGUUAAAAAGCGCUGAAGACCUUCAGGGUGCCAUUUGCGGCAUCCAAAAAGUCGUGCAAACCUUUAACGACCACGGUAUGACUCUCAGCGCAACCAAAUCGGUCGUGCUGUGUCACGCCAAGGGAGCAGAUGCCAUUAGGAUUUUGCAGAAACUUAAAGUCUUCAAGGACAAACUCCCACACCUUGCCUUCAUGCAACACGGCGAGCAGAUUCUGAUCCCUCUCAGGAAAACACAUCAGUACCUAGGUACCAAAUCUGGAGAGCCGGGGUGUGGAGCUCAGCAGCGCACGGGCUACUGGCGGUGGGCGUUAGACCCACAGGUCCGGGCGCAGCUCGCGCUGGCUAUCAACUCACUCCAUUCGAUGAAUACAGGUGAGCAGCUUCCUGAAGAUAAGGACGUGUGGGCAGUCACCGCCAACGGCAAACUUGAGGACUACACUGUGAACAUGACGACGGAAGUGGUGAGCGUCUUCGGCAACCUACUACCAGGGCUAGCGACGAACAUGAGAGAGACCUCGAAGCAGCCGAGGGAAAUGGACCGGGAGACCGAGAACGCACCGAACAAGCGACCCAAAGCGGCCCGGCGAGGACAGCGGGGAGGCCGGCGACAAAUUGCAGACGAGAACCUGAACUCGGUGGUGACGCUCCUGGCAAAUCUGUCGCUGCAGCAGGAGGACGCCCUGAACCGUCUACGCCUGGACACAUCCUUCACUUUCCACCUCCAGCAACAAGGCCCAGGAACCAUAUUGCUGCCGCUUUUCAAGGCGGGGCAGGAAUGGCAACAAAAACAGAAGAAAGGAGAGAACGUCCCCCCGAUGAGAAUCGUUGCGCUGGGCCUCCUGCUGAAAGAGGUCGUGGCAAGAGUACAACUGAUGGUGGGAGAUCCCACGGCCGUGGAGAAUGCGAUGAAACAUCAGUGGCUAGACCAGCAGAAGCGCUUCGUGUAUCAGGAGUGGAACUCGGCCACCAAAAAGGUGGAGCCGUCGGCGACGGCCAAGAGCCUGAAGGUGGAAGAGGCGACGGAGCUCAUCAACCAUGUCGCCAAGCUGUGUCUUCCGGAUCUGGUCACCAGGUUCUGCGCCCAAAGGCGUCCCAAGCAAGAGCCCCAGGAAGGCGACAAAGCAGUGUUCCUCAUCGAAGUAGCCAUGAGAGACCCGAGAGCAGACAUCCUGCAUCAGAAACUGCGACAGUUGGCCAACUGCGCGGUUUGGAAUGUGGUGGGGGCGCAACUGCAGCCGCCAAACCAGCAACGCCACGGACUGGCAAUGGCACUGCAAAAGGCCCUGGAAAACAUCUGA